AAAUCAUACUUUUGAUGGAAAGGUUGCGUGUAUUCUGCGAAAACUUAGAAACUGGCAAUCAUUGGUCACUGUUAUCCGAGCCCUACAAUCACCUAAAAUCUACUUUAUGGAGGAGGCCUGGAUGGCAAUGAAGAAUGCCUUUCCCAUACACUUCAAUGAUUACCUAAAACUGUGUCGAUUGGUUCGUCUGAACGAAACCUGUAUAAUAGGCUCAACAUUUGGUCCCAGUAUUCCUACAUUAGCUGCCCUGCUCUCUAGACUAAGCAUUCACUGUAUCGCCACUUGGGAUCUCUUGGAACAUAAGCGCCGGUGGACUGAACAGCCAUCCAUUGCAGGUUGGGUCGAUAACGAGCUGAUCGGGCAAUUGGUUGAGUCCCAGAAAAUGAGGCAAAGACAACAGGAACGGUAUAUGUUGUCAUUAGACGACAGUCUCUACACACUGUUGCCACUCAACGAUCCGAUCCGUUUGAUUCAUCACUUAUCGCUUCCACAGAAUUGGAGGCAAAAAGAUAUCAAAUACAUAACGCAUUCACAUCUUAAACCUAUAAUCAAGUGCUUUCAGACUUCA
Messenger RNA from Oppiella nova, 568 nucleotides. The record is from the annotation of a GenBank genome assembly. Lineage: Eukaryota; Metazoa; Arthropoda; Arachnida; Sarcoptiformes; Oppiidae.